Molecule: messenger RNA, 4188 nt
Organism: Hyposmocoma kahamanoa
Lineage: Eukaryota; Metazoa; Arthropoda; Insecta; Lepidoptera; Cosmopterigidae
Gene: Cph
Product: B-cell lymphoma/leukemia 11B
Exons: 5
Coding region: 717-3314 (865 amino acids)
Biological process (GO): regulation of transcription by RNA polymerase II
Cellular component (GO): nucleus
Molecular function (GO): RNA polymerase II cis-regulatory region sequence-specific DNA binding; DNA-binding transcription factor activity
Source: RefSeq, a predicted model, not a curated record
GGCCGCGCACCUGCCUCUACCGCUCCGCACGCGCGAGCUCGAUCGCGAGACGAUACUUCGAGAUAAUCGUAAACACUACGGACUAUCUUCCUAACUUCACAAAUUAAUUCUUUAAUUUAUUUUCUUUAAAUUCCAUAAUAAAUUUUAAGCUAAACAAUUGAUUUACAACACCUACGAGCAAUUUUAUGAAAAUUUUACCAAAAGGACAGUGAAGAUCAAAUUUUAAUUUUGGACUGAAAAGUGUAAAAGUUAUUGACGUUUUAAAUUCUGUGAAUUAACAAAGCGUUGACCGCAUUGCAAGAUCGCCAACGGGCACGGACAGAUUAGAUAGGGCACUGAGAACUCCUUCAAGUGUUGAUAAGACCUUAUGACCAGUCAAAUUUGGCGAGUAAACAUUUGAUCGACGAAUACGUGUGAACUGAUUUUUCACAACAUGAAAAGGAAAAAAUAAGGCGCAAAAUUGUGAAGUAUUGCUGAUGAUGAAGAAAUCAAGAAAAUGACUAUUAUAAACUUUGUUGAUAUUUGUUCCCGUCGGACUUUUGAUGGGGAUUCUGUGACUCGACCUCUGUUAUCAAAAACGUUUAAAAAGGCUGAUAAGCCGACGGCGGCACAUGUGAAGUGAGCUAAGAACUGUCGAAUGAUAGCAAAAUAUUAAGAUAAAGAUUUAUAAGGAUAUAGAAGUUGUUGAAGAUCUAAAAAUAGGUGACCAAAUCAAGAUGAGAAUCAAGAUGCCAGCUGUACGCAUCGCGCAAGCGGAUGCGGACAGCGCGGCUGAAGGAGGGGGCUCCCCAACACCUGGAGUCCCUUCAGACACUCUGACCUGCGGCGCUUGUCGAAGAGCCUUCGCUUUGGCUGACAUUGUCCGGUUCAUUCAGCACAAGAUCUCCUCCUGUGAUAAGGAUUUGACUUCUUAUCACUGUUAUAGUGCUGGUCCUAAUUCAGAUCCAGAAGAUGGUUCAAGACCAGGUCAGAUGUCAACUUCUAACUCCAGCAGUCGACGACCGUCUCUUCUCACUGCCAGAAGACCUCCAAGCAGCAGAGUACAUACACCACCACUGGCCAGUCCAUCCAUGGCGCCUCCUGAUUUGCUGGAGGAUGGCGGAGCUUCGAGUACACCCAAACGACUAUUAGAUGAGGCCGACAGAGAAACUUCUACUCCUAAAAGGAGAGCAUCAACAUCUCCAAUGCCCUCAAGUUCUCCUGAUGAGGACAUCAAGCCCAAAAUCAAACAGGAACAUAUGGAUACCUCAGGCUCACCCGAAGACCAAAAAAAGUCAAGGGUCGCUGAUGCUGAGUCCAACACUAUGCACAGUGAACCGAGCAACUACGUCUGCUCAACAUGCAAAGCUCGCGUUCAUUCUGCGUGGAGAUUAUUGCAGCACGUUCAGCAUGUACAUGGUAUCAAAAUCUACGUAGAGGCCCUACCGCAGCCGCAAUCUAAUAAGCAAAAUCACUCUUCGUCGAGCACUUCCUCCACUAGCUCCGCAUCAUCGUCCACUGGCGCACCGUUACCACCACCGUCAUUGCGCCAUCAUCCUCUUCUACCCCCACCGGAUAUACAUUCCCCAUUUGGCGUUGGCAGCUUGCUGAGAAUGCCACUACCAGGCAGCUUGCCUCCUCUCGCCCACCCGUCAGUUCCUCCUGCUCCACUGUUUGCUAGGCCAAAUCACCAUGAUCACCGAUUCAGAAUGGAGCAACUAGUAUCUGAACAGUUUCGGCACCAUGGCCUAAAUCUUGCUGCUGCAGCUGCCGCUGUAGCAGCUAACUCUCUUCCUCCCCAUCAAACAUUCCCUUCUCCUGCGGAACGACCCCCCGUAAUACCUACGUCGGUCUCCGGUCGUGAGAGACCACCUGUAUCACAACCCCUUUCUUUGGAACCACAGCUGGAUUUUUACUCGCAGCGCUUGCGGCAACUGGCCGGUACGACCAGUCCAGGGGCGGCCACAGGCAAUUCGAGCUCUCCUAGCCCCAGGAAGCAUUCGCCUCCGUUCGCUUCCCCGUCGCCCUCCCGAGUCGGUCAGACUCCACCGGCGGGCGCCGGACCCGGAACGGUGGACACGCCACGUGAAGCCACGAGGCCUCACAGCUCGACUCCACCCGAGCGUCGCACGGAACCGAUGCCUGCUGACGCGCCGCCUCCAGAGCGACCAUCGUCGACACCUCCGGCAAAACGCAACCAAGAGGAAACGGUUCACACCUGUGAAUUUUGUGGCAAAAAAUUUAGAUUCGAAAACAACUUGAUGGUACAUCGCCGUUCACAUACCGGCGAAAAGCCGUUCAAAUGCACUGAAUGUGACGAAGCUUUCGAGAAAGCUUCAAAAUUAAAACGGCAUAUGAAAAUUCAUCGAGCCCCUGAUGCAAAUGGGGACGAUGGUGAGUCAGGAGGUGAUACUCCUGACGAUGAUUCUGAUGAGGAAUUGGAUGAUGAGGAGAUUGACGGUGAGGAAGACGAAGAAAAUGAAGACGGAGAAGAAGUAGAAGAGGCUGAGGAUUUAACCGUCUCAAACAGCAGUGCGCCUUCAGCGCCAACUCGAAAACAAAUGCCAUCUAUGCCAGCGCAUCCACCCACAGCUUCAGUUGUCGGUGAACUUAUGGACAAGUUUGGUUUAUCGAAUAUCGCUCAAUAUAGUGAGGCUUUCAAGCAAGCUCUACAAGAAUCCGGAAAAUCUCUCAACUGGCAACUAGAUAAAGAUCGCGAUAACAAUAACGGUCCUCACAGUGAUAAGCCAAAUGGAAUGCCCCCUACUGCUGCAUUGCGCUUGAAGGAGGAAUUUGCGAAGAUGCCACCGCAGCCACAUCCACUCUUCAACCCUUUUGAAAAUCCUUUUGAAGCAUCCAAACGUAUGAAGUUAGACAUGGAACGAGGCGAAGGGUGGUGGCUUCCUACAUUGCAUGCUCAGAGACCACCCGAAAACAUAUUCGAGGGCCUAAAAAGCAGUAGCAAUGGAUUACUUCAAAAUCCUCUUCUAAAAACAAAAUCAGAAGGCCGCAGGAAUGACACAUGUGAAUACUGCGGAAAAGUUUUCAAAAACUGCUCAAAUUUGACAGUACAUCGACGCUCACAUACUGGAGAAAAACCUUAUAAAUGUGAGUUAUGCUCAUAUGCAUGUGCGCAGAGUUCGAAGUUAACGAGGCAUAUGAAGACGCACGGUCGAAUGGGAAAAGACGUAUACCGUUGCAGGUUCUGUGAAAUGCCCUUCUCAGUGCCGUCAACGCUAGAGAAGCACAUGCGCAAAUGUGUUGUGAAUCAAAGUAACGGUGCUCCUCUAGCGUUAUCCGAUGACUCUAAUGUGUGCCGUGAUGAGGCCUCGUGACUCUACCCGUGGGGUGGCCUCCGCCUGCCACCACCUGCGCCGCCAAGUCAGAUCUUCUAAGGCCUAACUCUCAGAAUUACUGGUUUUGUUGCGCUUCAUUCAAUUCGCAAACAGCAAAAGUUUUGCUUUGAGACAUUUCAAGGUCACCUUUGAUCAAUCUCUAGUCUUAAGAAUUGGGUUGGUUGGCGAUAUUUUAUGAUGAACUUAUUUGCAAUAUUAGCCCCACAGCUGUCUGAACCGACGGGCAUUAACUUAAUUAUUAUAUCUUAAGUGACAUAUCUUUCGUGUACAAACCAGUGUUAAACGAUUUCCGUUGUGUUGUUAUAGUGUUACUUUCGAGGGCUUGUUUAAUUUUUAAAGGCUUUUGACCUUUACGUUAAAUUCUUCGAUCUUGUUUUAACAUGUUUUUGUUUAUAGAAAAAUGUGGAAACCAAUGCCAAAGUUAGCUAUGUUGAUUUAAGAAUAUGAUUUAGUUUUUAAGCUGUAUAGUGUCAAUUACUUAUAGAUUUCCAGUAUUUUCCUAGGAUCUUAAUAGUUUCGUCGUAGUAUGUGUUUUUGGAGUAAGUUGUUCGGUAACGUUAGGGUAUUUCUGUACAAUAAUAAGCAAAUGUUUCCUAUCCUAGAUAAAUAACAAUAUUUGUGUACAUAAGUUGAUAUUAAGUGUAAUGUUUAAAUCGAGUACCUACCUAUUGAUGUUCAUAUUUAUAGAGGACAUGUUUCGCAAAUUAAUAAAAAUUGAACUAAACAAAAUUUUGAAAAAACACGGUGAGUUUCCUGUAAUCGAUAAAAUUUAAGCAUUAUAUAAAGCAAAAUUGGAAUCGAUUUUAAGAGUAGGUGUUAUUCGUAUCGAAGUAUUUCUAUAUUAAAUUAAGUG